AUGGAAGUGACUAGGACCGCUUCGACCUCGCGAGGCGCCCCUCCGCAGCAGCCUCGGGCACAUGACGAUGCUGGUCACAGUAGGCCAGGAAGCGGAGGCCCACCCAACAAACGCCACAAAGCGGACGUCGUAGCGCCAUCUUCGCCAUCCAAGCCCAAGCCGCACGUGCGGCAGUACAUCGAACGGGGCAGAAUUGUAGACAAGGAUGAAGAUGCACGACGAGAGGCCUCGUUGCUUUCAUUUGCAGAAGCGCGUGCAAAAGCAUCAUCCAACUACUCCGCCCCUGAUCACGACGGCGCUGGCUUUCAGUAUCCGCCCGGAUACUCUGGCGACUCGAGCGCACGAGGCUUGCUGGAACAGAUCAAGAAUCGCAUGGAACAGCGAGCACCGACGCAGAGCAACUUCCUGCAAAAGGCGAAACAGGUACAGCAGUCUUUGCUCGAGAAGCAGCAGCGUGCGGCCGAGGGCGAUAGGCGAAGAAGAGAGGCCGAGAAAAGAGAGAGCGCGAGGAGCUUGGGCUUCGCGGACCAACCCAGAGCGCCUUCGCACAAUGUUGGUGCGAGCCAGUCGCCGGCGAGAGGCCACGCCUCAGCAUCUCAAGGAGCUUUCGCUCGAGCCAAGCAGCAAGCAGCUGAGAGCGAGAGCGAGUCGGAAGACGACGAGGAAGAGGAACACUAUGCGGGCGAUCCGGAAAGAGACGAAGACCUGGCCCUGGUCGAGACGCUAAAGCGGGGACCUCGUCCGCUUCCUCCCAACCCAGACGAUCCCAAAUGGGAACACAUGGAGCCUUACUCUGGCCACCGGCUGCGACACCGCCAGAUCCCUCACUCGCAGCUCAAAGAGCACCUCCGCCAUCGCUACCACAUCCCACCAUCUCUGCUCUACUCGGUAGCACGUCCCUGGCCCAUGCGUGCGGAUGGACGUGCUGUCAACACGUUCAUCCAUGGCGACUACGAAGUGCCUAUCGAUGGCGACUGGAUCGUCAUUGCGACGAUUGUGGAGAAGAGCGAUCUCCUCGUGUCAAAAGGCUUCACAAUGAAUGCAGGUGACGGAAACGACCCUUCAUCGAAGGGUCCGACUUCUUCCGCUGCAGACGACGACCCGCUGCUGUUCAAAGACGCUGGCUCGGAUGCGAAUGGCAAGCUUCGCCUGGACCUUGAGCCGGGCAACUCGGACGCCUUCGCCGACGCCUCUGCCAAGAAAUCCAAGCCCUGGCAACGUCGCAAGGCCGGCGACGUAGAGCUCGACGAUGAGUACGAAAGCAGGGUUGCGAACGCCAACCUCGUCAACCGCUCUCGCAAAUUUGUCGUCCUCAAGCUCGUCGAUCUCGGCGUAAACAGCACCCAGGGCGAUGGCACCGGUGCUGCUGGACGAGGAGACAACUAUCUCUCCCUCGUCGCCUACGAAGCCGACUCGAUCGACACCUCCGUCGUGCACCACAACACCAACAUCCGGUCCGAGGUGACGGCGGCCAUCAGCGCCACCGCCGCCGGAACCAAGAAGUGGAUCAACGGCUCGAAAGGCGCGUUCGAGCUGCUAUACAAGCAGGCCGAGGGCACGCUGGUGGCCAUCAUGAAUCCCAAGGUGAUGCGUCCCUAUGCUCCACGCGGCAAGGGGCGCGAUACGGAGAGCAAGAUGUUCCGCAUCACGCCUAGAUGUGCCGAGGACUGCUUGAUCAUCGGCCAAGCGGCGGACUACCGUCGCUGCUCGGCGACUAAGGCCAACGGCGAGCGAUGUGGCAGCUUUGUCGACAUCAAAGCGCGAAAGCAGACGGGCACCUCGACGUGCGACUUCCACCUCAGCCGCCAUAUGGAUUCGCUCGCGAGAGGAAGGCCCGAGUUUGCUGCCAACUCGACGUCGAGGUUUGGCAAUGCGAAUGGCGCGCCUGGGUCCGGGGUUGGGCCUGCUGCGUCCAACUCCUUCUCUGGCCGCAGAGGCGGCGGGCACGCAGGAGACCACGACUCAGCGAUAAACAAGCUCUCCAGCAAGGACGAGAAGCACGCCAGCAAUCCCUUCUCGCGAGCUGCGUUGGCGAAGAAGCUCAAUUCGUCCUUCGACAACGUUGGCGAUGGGAUGGACAACAACGGCGGCAAGGUGUAUGUCUCCCAGUCGCCGCUCGUUUCGGCGUUGGAUGCGGACGAGGAGGUGCGUGCAUCGGAUCCGUCCAGCUGGAAGUACGACAUCAGUGGACGAUACGGCCGAGGUAAUACCGAGAAGCAAGGCAGACUCAAGAAGCAGAUCGAAGAGGAGCAGCUCAUGCGAAAGAUCGAGGCUCGCUUUGCUCCACCACCUGCUCGGCCGGCAAAAAGCCAGAGGGAUGAUGCUGACGGAGACAGCGGGAACGAACAUGACGGGCCAUCAAAGAAGAAGAAGCCACACGAACCGAAAGAAUUGGCAGUCCUACCGAACGGUACGGCCGACAUGAUCAACGCGGCCUACUCGACCAUAGACAAGCGGAAGCAGGUAGCGCAGCAAAAAGCAGCAGCGAUCAACGCCAAAAAGCGCAAGUACACAGGUGUUGUCGAUACCUCACCUGCAACGAGCGAGUCGGACUCGUCCAAGCUCAAGUUCAUGAACCUCGCCAGCACCUCUGCCAAACGAGCCAACACCCUGCUCGCCGGUCUGCCCAUCGCUGGUCUCACCAGGCACUCUGCGGACGCGGACACGGCCAACAAGAGCAGCAGCGACUCGCGAAGCAAGCUCCUCUCUCUGGCACAGAACGCUUCAGCCUCGAGCGCGUCCAGCUCAGAGCCUAGCUUAAAGCUCAAGAGGUCGCAUCGGCCCAAGCUGCGUCUGCCAACGGACGAGGUUGGGCGGGUGUCCAAGCUCAAGGUGCUCAGUGGCGAGCUGGUCAAUUUGGACGAUUUUGAGGAUGAUGAUUGGGAGGACGAUCUUGGCGAUCUCAAGGUCCCAUCUGCCAAGACAAGCGAGGAGACCGAGGCGUCAGGGUCACUGACGGACAAGAUCAUGCAGCUCCGUUCGCAGCCACAUGCCGAGGAGGACGAUUCAGACCUCGAGAUCAUUUGA
Messenger RNA from Kalmanozyma brasiliensis GHG001, 3027 nucleotides. RefSeq names its product Zinc finger, Mcm10/DnaG-type. The transcript has a single exon. The coding region runs from base 1 to 3027 and encodes 1008 amino acids. Gene Ontology annotation, molecular function: single-stranded DNA binding; DNA replication origin binding. NCBI's taxonomy places the organism in Eukaryota, Fungi, Basidiomycota, Ustilaginomycetes, Ustilaginales. The record is from RefSeq and is a predicted model, not a curated record. Gene Ontology annotation, cellular component: nucleus; replication fork protection complex. Gene Ontology annotation, biological process: DNA replication; DNA replication initiation.